AUGUACUUCUCUAAAAUCUGUACCGUUCUUGCCGCUUUGGCUGUCAGUGUUCCUGACGUCGUUGCGACACCGUCCUCCAACCUCGACGCUCGACAAGUACCCAAAGUCUACCCCAUCAUGAAGCCGGUACCCAAAGGACCACCCAUCCAAGACACACAAGCAAAGAAUCCAGGCAAAGGAGCUCAGCCAAUAACAAAACCAGACACAAACACCCCGGUUACCCAGCAGCCGCAAGGAUACAAGGGAUUCGCAUCGUACAUCUACCAGGGCGAAUAUGCCGGCAAAUGUGGACAAGUCUCCCGCGAUAGCGAUUUCGUCGUGACCCUUGACAAGUGCAGAUUCGACAUGAGUCUCUGUGGCAAGAAGAUCCGAGUCGAUAAUGCUGCGCAGAGAUGGAUCGAAGUAACUGUUGUCGGUUCAACAGAUGGUGGCAUUGAUGAAAACUUUCUGGACUUGUCCGUUGGUGCUUUCAAGGCUAUUUCUAGGAUUGAGAAUGGGAUUGAGCCUGUCACUUGGAACUACAUUUAG
This is a messenger RNA of Fusarium venenatum, 528 nucleotides long. RefSeq lists its product as uncharacterized. The record is from RefSeq and is a predicted model, not a curated record. Lineage: Eukaryota; Fungi; Ascomycota; Sordariomycetes; Hypocreales; Nectriaceae.